AUGGAUGAUAAUAGAGAUUCAAUCAUUCCUAAUAGAGCCCAAGAUACAACGGAAUCAUUUAAAGAUAAUACAGUUGUACCAGGGACAAAUCACCAAAAUGCAGAGGAUCAUUGGGUGUUACCUGCCUAUGUUAAUCCCUUUGAUGUUCUUGGUCAAAGAAAUAAAUCACGUAUCAAUGAAAUUCAAAAGGCUACAGGCUCCUUUAUUGAAUUCAAUGAACAAUACAACCAAGUUGAUAUUUGGGGUGAUGCAGAGGCUAUUGCAAAAGCAAAAUCUUAUUUAGAUAUGAUUGUCUCUCGCUUACUUGAUAAAGAGUCUCGUACAAGACGUAAAACAAAGAAAUGGAGUAAACCUGAACGUGAACUAACUGAAAAGGAAAAACGACGUGCUGAACGUAGACAGGCAAGAAUCGAUGAAGAGAAACGAUAUCAUGGUUUACCACCUAUUCUUCAGAAUUAUAAUGCUGUAUUUCCACUACCUGAUCAAACGUUACCUCUUUUACGUUUAAUGGGUGAAAAUGAAUCUUAUUUUAAUCGAAUCCGUGCUGAUUGUAAAUGUUACAUUUGGUAUGAACCUUCUACAAAUUCGGUUCGUUUUGCAGCUGAUACAGAAGAAUCUGUAAAGCAAGCUGCACAACGUGUACGAAAUUGGCAUCUACGUCACUCUCGUAAAGUAAAGAAAGCCGUCCUUCGAUUAAUGCAACAACCUACACAACAAUGGUUACUUACUUAUCGAAAGCUACCAAACAACUUUACUACCUAUCGCUAUGUCGAUCCAACAGGAGAACAAAAUAUGUUGGAAAGACAGAGAAUGUUGGAAACGGUAAACACAGGUGUUAUACCUAAAAUCAACGAUCUUAUUGUUUUUAAUGAAGAAGCAACAAGGUCUGAACAACUUUCUGAACGGGUAAAAACAUUGAAUUCUCGUAAUGAAAAAAUGAUUGAACAUCUUUUAGUUCAAGGACUUGAAAGUCUUCGUCUUAAUGAUUGGGUUAUUCGUAUGAAGAUUCGUUAUGGUCAAAUAUGUCUAAUUGAUUAUCCUAAAAAGGAUGGACAAUUUUUAUCGAUUGAAGAAGUAAGCGACAAAAUCUUUCAUAAGCCUCAAUUUAAAUCAGCUUUAGCUCCCUGUAUCAGUCGAACUCAACAGGGCUUAAAGGGACUCUUUGAAUAUCUUUCUGAAGAUCAACAUGCAGUCGCCUUUUCAGAGAAUCCACGUACCUCCUUUGUUAUCAUGGCUGAUCAGUAUCCCUUUGCAGCUCCCCCUACUCUUCCUGGUCAACGUGAUCCACCUCGAGGUGAUAUGUGGCCUACUGUGAUGCAAAUCUCGUUUACAGAGAAUGGACAGCGUGGUCUCUGGAGUACGAUUACUGAAUGUACGGAUGUAGUGGAUAUUACUACAACCGAUUUAGAAAGUCAUUACUCCUGGGAUCUGAAACUACAAUCAGCACAAAUACUUUCUAAUGAGGAUAUAGAUUCACCUCAUGAAAAAUUCGCUCACGGUCUUCGUGUGAGCCCUACAAGUCGUUUAAUCAUGGUUACCUCAAAUGACUAUGUUCCUCGUUUAGUGACACAAAAGACAAAAUGGCUCUAUAGCUGGAAGGAAGGUUAUAUUGUUGAAAUAUGUCAAGAUGAAAUAUGGGAUAUUGGACGUAUUGAAAGACCUGAUCGUGAAUUACCCGUUGAUUUAACACUUUUCGAUCCUCAUCGUGUUCUCUUUAAGGUUUCCCUUUACAAGGAAUCUUGGGUAGAUCGAUUUGCAGAAAAUUUAAACCUUAAGAUUGGAGAGGCUCCUUCCUGGACGAUCAAAGAUUUCUUGGCCACUCAAGAAGAGAAUGCCUCUUCUCUCAUGAAAAUAGCUAAAGAAUUCAGUAAUAUCCUAAACUCAACUGUCCCCUUAUAUUGGGAAAACUCUGGAAAUUCUUUAGUUUAA
Messenger RNA from Cokeromyces recurvatus, 1929 nucleotides. RefSeq lists its product as uncharacterized. Gene Ontology annotation, molecular function: RNA binding. NCBI's taxonomy places the organism in Eukaryota, Fungi, Mucoromycota, Mucoromycetes, Mucorales, Mucoraceae. The record is from RefSeq and is a predicted model, not a curated record. The transcript has a single exon. The coding region runs from base 1 to 1929 and encodes 642 amino acids.